Molecule: messenger RNA, 1059 nt
Organism: Rhizopus microsporus ATCC 52813
Lineage: Eukaryota; Fungi; Mucoromycota; Mucoromycetes; Mucorales; Rhizopodaceae
Exons: 4
Coding region: 1-1059 (352 amino acids)
Biological process (GO): endoplasmic reticulum tubular network organization
Cellular component (GO): endoplasmic reticulum tubular network
Source: RefSeq, a predicted model, not a curated record
AUGGGGUCAUUCUUUUCAAAAGAAAAGACAGAUUCCAAGGAUUAUGAAAAAAUCCUGUCUGAACUAGACAAUAAAAUUCAGAAAGCAGAAUCAAGACUGUCAGAGAUUAAAAUACGACAGAGAAGGACAAGCUUCAUGUGGAUAAUCUAUUCACUCAUCAUUUGGGUGUUUUGUCUUGUUUAUCUGUUUAGACGAGUGAAUGAUCCAUUUAAUAGCGCUGAAGACUAUUUGAUACCAUCCUUACCUGUUGUCUUGUUACCUUUAGGCAUCUAUUAUAUUCGAAGAGGCUUGAUUUAUUUUUAUGAUAUGAAGCAAAAGAAAGAAGAAGCAAACUUGUCAGUCCUUCGAAAAGAACAAAAAGAAAAGAUUGAAGAACUCAAAAAGAAGACAUCCUAUUAUACAACACAAUCCUUAAUAGAACGUUAUGACGAAGUAUCAAAAAAAAAGAAGAUUGAGGCUACGAAAGAAAGUGGACAAGAUUUACGUCAGAGAAAGCCAGUCUCUAUGCCUGUCAACAGACCUAUUCCUCCCCUUCAACAACAACAACAACAACAGCAACAGCAACCACAACCAUAUCCUCGUGCUCCUAUUCCACAACAAGCUAUGCAGAACUAUAGUAACCAACAAAGACUUGCUCAACCUAAUAUUUCUCAACAGUCAAGGGUCGAGCCUCGAUGGUAUGAUAAGUUGGUAGAUGCUCUAGUGGGUGAUGCAGGCCCAGAGACAAAAUAUGCCUUAAUCUGCAACCACUGCUUUGCUCACAAUGGUCUAGUCUUGCAAGAAGAAUAUGAUACGAUUCAAUAUGUUUGUCCCGUCUGUAAGCAAUUCAAUCCUUCACGCAAGUCAAAGCAAGUCAUACCCAAAAGCAUCUUGGAAGAAAACGAUACAGACGAAAAAGAACACAAGCCGAGUGAAAAAGAGAUUGAGGAUGUUAUUAAACAACUUAAAAAGGAGGUUGAAGAAGAUGAAAAGAAGGGAUUAGAUACGAUUGCCUCUCGUGUGAGACACCGUCGUAGUGCGAACAGUGAUGCUGAUGUAACAGAUAAUGAGGAUAAAUAA